CCGCACGAGCACAACAACCGGCCGGGACCGUUGACAAACACUGCUGUUCACCAUGGAGCGAAAAGUGGCGAGGGAAUUUCGACAUAAGGUGGAGUUAUUGGUUGAUAAUGAAGCAGAGAAGGACUAUCUCUAUGAUGUUCUCCGCAUGUACCACCAAUCAAUGGACCUGCCUGUCCUGGUCGGCGACCUGAAGCUGGUGAUUAAUGAGCCCAAACGCCUUCCACUCUUUGAUGCCAUCAGACCCCUGAUUCCUCUCAAACACCAGGUGCAGUAUGACCAGCUCACGCCCAAGAGAUCCAGAAAGUUGAAGGAAGUGCGUCUGGACCGCACACACCCUGAGGGUCUGGGUUUGAGCGUUCGAGGUGGGCUGGAGUUCGGCUGUGGUCUCUUUAUCUCACAGACAGUCAAAGAUGGACAGGCAGGAAAUGUUGGGCUGCAGGUUGGCGAUGAGAUCGUGCGCAUUAACGGCUACUCCAUCUCCUCCUGCAUUCACGAGGAGGUCAUCAACCUCAUCAAAACCAAGAAGACCGUCUCUCUGAAAGUCCGCCAUGUGGGCAUGAUUCCUGUCAAAAGCUCCUCUGCAGACCCUCUGAAGUGGCAGUUUGUGGAUCAGUUUGUGUCGGAGUCAGGGGAGAAGAAAACCAGUGUGGCUGGUUUGACUUCAAUCGGAGGAAAAGAGAUCAAGGAAAAGAAAGUGUUUCUUAGUUUAGUGGGCACUAAAGGCAUGGGAAUCAGCAUAUCAAGUGGACCAACACAGAAACCAGGGAUCUAUGUGAGCAAUGUGAAGGCAGGGUCACUCUCUGCCGAAGUGGGUUUACAGGUCGGCGACCAGAUUGUUGAAGUCAAUGGGGUGGAUUUUGCCAACCUGAGUCAUCAAGAAGCAGUGCGAGUGUUAAAGAGCAGUCGCAGUCUGACCAUCACUGUUCUCACUGGAGCUGGAAGCGAGCUGUUUAUGACGGAUGAGGAGCACUUGGCGGCCGAAGCGCGACAUGAGCUUCAGAGACAGGAGCUAAUGCAUCAGAAGAAAGUGGCAUUAGAGACCAACAAGAUCAUCAAAGAACAACAGGAGAACGAACGACUGAGGAAGAUGGAGAUAUCACAGAAGACUGCAGAGGAAGAGGAACGCUAUCAGAAAGACAUGGAGAGAAUUCAAGCAGCAGAGAGGAAGCACCAUAAAGAAUGGGAAGAAGACUGGGGCUCCAAGGAAAAAUCCAAAUCUUCCUCACGGUCCAUGUCCCGCUCUCCCUCCCCCCAACCGCCGGCACACCGCUCACCCUCACCAAAACCUAAAACCUCAACCGCCGAGCGCUCAGAUGAAGAGGAGGAAGCAGAAGGAUUUCAGAAAUAUGUGGAUGAUUUUGAUCCAUAUUCAAUGUUCACGGCUGAGCAGAUAGCUGGAAGAGAUGUGCGACUUCUGAGAAUCAAGAAGGACGGAAAGCUCGAUCUGGCUAUAGAGGGAGGCAUUGACUCCCCACUGGGAAAAAUUGUGGUGUCGUCCAUCUAUGAAGGAGGUGCAGCAGAUAAACACGGUGGGGUUGUGGCCGGUGAUGAGAUCAUGGCUGUGAAUGGAAAGAUCCUGACAGAUGGGACUUUGGCUGAAGGACAGACCUCAAUGGCUCAAGCCUGGAACAGUGGAGGGGACUGGAUUGACCUGGUGAUCGCAGUGUCCCCACCCAAGGAAUAUGAAGAUGAAGUAACAUUCUUUUGAGGACCUGUCCAUGGAACCACAGUGAACAGAAAAUCCCAUGACGAAUCAGAAGACAGUUUUUAUAUUUUGCACAUCCUUCACUUAUUUUGCAUUCAUUACUAUGCAGAUACAAAUUGAAAGUGUUGCUUUAUAAAUUAAAUAAAAUCGCUCACAUCUUGGUGAAAAAUCAACAUAUUUGGCCAUGUUUAUUGCAAUACAAU
This is a messenger RNA of Triplophysa rosa, 1908 nucleotides long. RefSeq names its product Usher syndrome 1C (gene ush1c). Gene Ontology annotation, biological process: sensory perception of sound; inner ear morphogenesis; retinal cone cell development. Gene Ontology annotation, molecular function: protein binding. Lineage: Eukaryota; Metazoa; Chordata; Actinopteri; Cypriniformes; Nemacheilidae. Gene Ontology annotation, cellular component: cilium; plasma membrane; stereocilia ankle link complex. The record is from RefSeq and is a predicted model, not a curated record. The transcript is spliced from 21 exons. Bases 53 to 1708 code for a protein of 551 amino acids.